AGAAAAAUGGACGAAAUGGAAGAUUUCUUCGAAAAUGAUGAAUUGGAUCGAGAGCCAAGCCCUAUGGGAGACGAAGCAAUCGAAGAUAACAGCGGCGAGGGAGGCACUAGACGAGUCGUGGAGCCGAAAUUGUUAAGGACUAAAAGACUAGCAAAUCCACGCCUAGCACUGAAUGAGCGAAUUUUGACCGGGCCGAAAGGAAUUUCAGCUCUUCGGGAGACUUUAAAAGAUUUCAAGCCAAAUCCCAAGGAUGAUCCGUACGCAAAUCUGGAGAAAUUGAUGAAAAAAUACGCAUACUGGGGACAUUUGAUGUUUCCGAAGAUGAAAACCGAAGAUGUUCUGAAUCGAGUCGAGACACUGGGAACACGGCGGCAGGUUAAAGUUUUCAUGAUCAAGCACCGGCUUGGAGAGACUGGCGAGGAUUCUGAGCACGAGGAGCAGGAGAAUCAAAAGAAUGGAAUUAUUGAUGAUGGAGCGAGUGAUAAUGACGAUGAUUUAUUCAAGGAUUUACCAGAGAAAGAAGUCACGACUGAAAAAGCUAAAAAUUCUGAAAAAUCCGACCAAAAAACCGCUGAAAUUGAUGAAAAUGUCGAGGAAGAGUAUCGAAUGAUGGAGGAAGAGCGGCUGCGAGAGGAACAGGAAGCCAAGGAAGCUGCUGACGAAGAUGCUCUUAUGGAAGAUUUCGGUGAUAUGAAUAACGAUUGGUGAUAGAGCAAUUAAUUUUUUUUAAUUUCACGUGUAUUUUAUAUUUUUAUGAACUUUUCUUUGUUCUCGAAUUUUCCAAAGCGUGAGACCUUUUUUUUAUCGAAUAAAACUACAUUCCUUAUU
Molecule: messenger RNA, 828 nt
Organism: Caenorhabditis elegans
Lineage: Eukaryota; Metazoa; Nematoda; Chromadorea; Rhabditida; Rhabditidae
Gene: tipn-1
Product: Protein TIPIN homolog
Exons: 5
Coding region: 7-708 (233 amino acids)
Biological process (GO): DNA damage response; replication fork processing; DNA replication checkpoint signaling
Cellular component (GO): nucleus; cytoplasm
Source: RefSeq, marked reviewed